Messenger RNA from Dioszegia hungarica, 2064 nucleotides. RefSeq lists its product as uncharacterized. Bases 1 to 2064 code for a protein of 687 amino acids. The transcript has 4 exons. NCBI's taxonomy places the organism in Eukaryota, Fungi, Basidiomycota, Tremellomycetes, Tremellales, Bulleribasidiaceae. The record is from RefSeq and is a predicted model, not a curated record.
AUGCUGCUCCUACUGCCGCUUCUGGCUGGUCUGGCCAUAGCGGCGCCUCUCGAAGAACGCUCGAUACACCCUCUGGAAGAACGGCAGCUCCCCCCUGGUGACCCAUGUGGUCGAUUGGUCGGCACUACUCCAUACUAUGCCCCACGCACCAUGCUGGCCUGCCUGCAGUCCAUCGCGUUCAAGUCGGAGGUCCGGAGCAACAUCAUGAGCGUUGCCAAUGCGAUGUACACCCAGCUGGACGUCCUCGCUGCGAAUCAGCUGGGGGAUACCGAGGAGCCGGUCAACCAAGCGGUGAACAUACAGGCGGAGUUCCAGCGAAUCAACUCCACUACCUACUCCACCGACUACGACUUCCAACACGACCUCUCCCGGUCCAUGACCCUGCUCAACGACGGCCAUCACGCCUGGUCGAGCUGCUACCGCUCCCUCUUCCAAACCACGCACGCUAUCCCCAUCGUCUCCCUCUCCUCUUCCGCCGAAAGCACCACCCCCAACAUCUACAUUGUCCCUGACGUCGCCCGCUUCGUCGCCGCCACCGGCUUCGGCACCAUCUACUCUAGCGCCGGGAUCGAUGUCGCCAGCCUCGCGGGCGCCCAGGUGCUCGGUAUUGAAGGCAAGCCAGCGUGGGACUAUAUCGAGCAGGACAAGCUGCCCGUCACUGGCGUCUACAUCGACAAGCAGCAGCGGCUGAACUCGGUGUUUGCGAGCUAUGCGGCGGAGGGUGGUGUUUGGGGAAGGGUGCCGGGGCGGUUCACGUCAACGAGGGAUCUGACCAAGAACAACUUGACGAUGACGGUCAAGACGACAGCGGGGGUCGAGAAGGAGAUCAGUAUCCCUUGGGUGACGAGGUAUGCGACUACGUCGACUUGGAACUAUACCUCCGGCGAGGCUUUCUGGAAUGCCAACUGCGGCUCCGCCCGACCCAUUACCCUCCGCGAGACCCCCGGUGGAGGCAAUACCACCCAGACCCCGGCUGGAACUACGGUCGCACCUACCAUGGCGGACCUCCGUCUCCUCGCCCAAUCCGCAUACCGCGCAUGCCCCGCCACACGCAACACAAUCGCCAUCCCCGUCGUUACCAGCGAGGACCCUACCAAAUCCGCAUCCUACCUCGGCGGCCGAGACAUCAUGUUCUUCUCCAUCCCCAAUACCAAGACCGGCGUCGUCUACCUCCCCACCUUCCUCCCUGAACCCGCCUCCAACGCGUGCAUCACCCGGUACUUUAUCGACCUCGUAUUCGGUCUUCGGAACUUUACCUCUGCGGGCAUCGAGAACGUCCUCAUUGACACGAGCAACAAUGGGGGCGGGGCGGUCGUACUCUCCCAAGUCGCCCAGGUUCUCUUUACCGGCCAGCGCUUCGAGAACGAGGCCAACUUUGAGACGGUGCUUCGUCGGUCACCGCUCACCGAAGCCAUCCUCCAGCGCUUCAUCGAUACCCCCUCCCUCGCAGACGUCUUUUCCACUUUCAAUCCCGCAACGUAUCGGAGCGGAACGGCCAAUCUCCCCCGGGACGCCAACUACUUCUCCCCCGGCCGGGAAUACACAAUCAACAACCAGACCCUCCGCACCUCCAACCUCCUCCGUGACCCCACCGAGCAGAUCGCCCUCCUCGACAUGCUCUUUGAUAUACCCGACGCAGCGCCGUUCCCACCCAAAUCCAUCGUUUUUACCGGAAACGGAUUGUGCGGCUCAGCGUGCGCGACCUUCACAAACUUCCUCAUCGAGUACUACAACGGGACGGGGUACAUCCAGGCGGCGCAGCCUAGCAAGCCGAUAGAGUUUACGGCGUUCAUGGCUGGACAGGCGUUCACCUCGGAUGCGGUCUACCAGGAGGCGGCGACUAUCGGGUUUGACAAUCCCGCAUUGUUGCCCAAACUCAAUCAUGCGGGGUCGUUCGGUUUUGCUAUCCGCGCGGCCAUUAGCCCGAUCCUCGCCCCCGGGGACUUCCUUCAGUACAGGUCGUUCCCAGCGGCGAAUCGGUUCGCGCUGACCGCCGAGCGGUACUCGGAUCAGAUGGCGUCGUGGGCGUAUAUAGCCAGCAAGGCGUUCCCGAGGAAUCUGUAA